AUGACCAACAAACCAGUUGUAAAAAUGCAACGAAAUCAGCGGAAGAUGAAAGCAUUACCAUCUCAGAUGAAAGCAUUACCAUCUCAGAUGAAAGCACCAUCUCAGAUGAAAGCAUUACCAUCUCAGAUGAAAGCAUUACCAUCUCAGAUGAAAGCAUUACCACCUCAGAUGAAAGCAUUACCAUCUCAGAUGAAAGCAUUACCAUCUCAGAUGAAAGCAUUACCAUCUCAGAUGAAAGCAUUACCAUCUCAGAUGAAAGCAUUACCAUCUCAGAUGAAAGCAUUACCAUCUCAGAUGAAAGCAUUACCAUCUCAGAUGAAAGCAUUACCAUCUCAGAUGAAAGCAUUACCAUCUCAGAUGAAAGCAUUACCAUCUCAGAUGAAAGCAUUACCAUCUCAGAUGAAAGCAUUACCAUCUCAGAUGAAAGCAUUACCAUCUCAGAUGAAAGCAUUACCAUCUCAGAUGAAAGCAUUACCAUCUCAGAUGAAAGCAUUACCAUCUCAGAUGAAUGCAUUACCAUCUCAGAUGAAAGCAUUACCGUCUCAGAUGAAAGCAUUACCAUCUCAGAUGAAAGCAUUACCAUCUCAGAUGAAUGCAUUACCACCUCAGAUGAAAGCAUUACCAUCUCAGAUGAAAGCAUUACUAUCUCAGAUGAAAAUCAUCUUGACAGUCGCCGUCAAACUGCACUUGACAACUUGA
This is a messenger RNA of Procambarus clarkii (red swamp crayfish), 699 nucleotides long. The record is from RefSeq and is a predicted model, not a curated record. Lineage: Eukaryota; Metazoa; Arthropoda; Malacostraca; Decapoda; Cambaridae.